ACAUGCAAUAAACGAAGCUUUCCUCAAGUUCGACUACACCUUUGAAAUAAGCCAUAUCCCCGGUUUGUUCUCACAUCUUCAAGAUUACAGCUGGGCCGGUAAUGAUUCACUAGAAAAUGUCGAGAACAACUCCGAACGUUAUCGUCACCGGCACGCCGGGUGUGGGUAAGACGACACAUUGCGAAGAGCUCGCGAAGCGGACGGGCCUGAAACACCUUUCGGUCAACCAAGUCGUCAAGGACCGUGAGUGUCACGAGGGUUGGGACGAGGAGUUUCAGAGCUGGAUAGUCGACGAAGACAAGUUGCUCGACGCCAUCGAGGGAGAUGUGCAAGGUGGAGGCUACAUCAUCGACUGGCAUGCAUGUGACCUGUUUCCCAAGAGCUGGAUCGACCUUGUCGUAGUCCUGCGGGUGGACUCGACGACGCUCUACGACCGUCUUUCGGCCAGAAAGUAUCCCGAGGCCAAACUUCAGGAAAACCUAGACUCGGAAAUCAUGGAGGUUUUGCUCCAGGAGGCGCGUGAGGCUUUCGACGAGGAAGUUGUUGUUGAGUUGACGAGCAACACAUCGGAUGAGAUGGAAAGCAAUCUCUCGAGAAUCGAGGCGUGGCUUGAGCAGUGGAAGAAGGACCACUCGUCAUAGGGAAGGGACCAAAAGGGAUGAUUGAAGUACGUCACAGAACUAGAACCCAGCAAGCUAUGUCAACCUGUGCCAACCCGUCAAUCAAAUCAACCCAGAAGAGGAACUUGGUUCAGGCUCUUACGUCGAAGCGAAACUUAGAGACUCCUGUGUGGCGCAUUAUUUACGUUGCAUAUAUGUAUCUAUU
Colletotrichum destructivum is the source of this 825-nucleotide messenger RNA. Its product is annotated as Putative adenylate kinase isoenzyme 6, P-loop containing nucleoside triphosphate hydrolase. Bases 117 to 641 code for a protein of 174 amino acids. The record is from RefSeq and is a predicted model, not a curated record. Gene Ontology annotation, molecular function: ATP binding; ATP hydrolysis activity; AMP kinase activity. NCBI's taxonomy places the organism in Eukaryota, Fungi, Ascomycota, Sordariomycetes, Glomerellales, Glomerellaceae. The transcript is spliced from 3 exons. Gene Ontology annotation, cellular component: cytoplasm; nucleus.